This is a messenger RNA of Fonsecaea erecta, 483 nucleotides long. RefSeq lists its product as hypothetical. Lineage: Eukaryota; Fungi; Ascomycota; Eurotiomycetes; Chaetothyriales; Herpotrichiellaceae. The record is from RefSeq and is a predicted model, not a curated record. The coding region runs from base 1 to 483 and encodes 160 amino acids. Gene Ontology annotation, molecular function: protein binding. The transcript has a single exon.
AUGCAUCAUUUUCUUACACAGAGAGGGAAUAACCGAGACAAGACCUACAUUGAGUGCCUUAUCCCUCUCAACGACGAAGCGAUCGCACUCGCCCAAGCCGGCGACCACUGGAGUGCCGAAAAGCUCUACCGACGACUCCUCCGGCUCAGCCGGAGCCUCCUGGGCGACCGUCAUCCCUCAACAAUCACCUGCAUUAACAACCUGGCCACCUCUCUGAGCAAGCAGGGCAAGCACCGGGAAGGUGAGCAGCUGCAUCGCGAAGAGCUGCGUUUGAGUAUUGAUGUGCUGGGCGAGACGCACCCGGACACCUGGAUCAGCAUGAACAAUCUUGCGGCCGUACUUGUCGACCAGGGAAACAAUGGCGAAGCGGUGCGUGUGCUGCGGCGUGUCGCCGACCUCAAAAGAGACGUCUUGGGAGAAAAUCAUCCCUCGGCGGUGAAGAGUGCGGAGACACUGCGUUGGCUUGUGGCGAAUGGGUCUUGA